Molecule: messenger RNA, 3171 nt
Organism: Pseudocercospora fijiensis CIRAD86
Lineage: Eukaryota; Fungi; Ascomycota; Dothideomycetes; Mycosphaerellales; Mycosphaerellaceae
Exons: 3
Coding region: 36-1337 (433 amino acids)
Biological process (GO): tRNA modification
Cellular component (GO): mitochondrion
Molecular function (GO): tRNA dimethylallyltransferase activity; ATP binding
Source: RefSeq, a predicted model, not a curated record
AACAGCUUCGCGUUCGCGACAACACCGAAUAUGCGAUGCUCAUUUUUCGGCUGGGCAGACUCCUGAGCACGAGGUCGAAAAUGACGCGAAUACCGCCGCGUAAUCCGCUAAUCGCCAUUAUCGGCGCAACGGGCACAGGAAAAUCGCAAUUGGCAGUUGAGAUUGCAAAGCGCUACAAUGGCGAAAUCAUCAAUGGCGAUGCGAUGCAACUCUAUGAGGGUCUCCCCAUAAUCACGAACAAGAUCACGCUUCAAGAACAAGAAGGAAUACCACACCACUUGCUGGGAUGCAUAGGAUUGCAAGAGCAGACGUGGGUCGUGGGCACCUUCGUGCGCAAGGCCCUCGAAGUUAUCGCGGAGAUCAGGUCGCGAGGGAGACUACCUAUUCUAGUUGGAGGGACACAUUACUAUACCCAGAGCUUGCUCUUCAAAGACCGUUUGGCUGAAAGCGAUAAAGCGCAAGAGGAGCGCGAGUUCGUCGCGGACACGUCGGAUAAGUGGCCAAUGUUGAAGGAGUCAACGGAAGUCUUGCUGGAGAAGCUGAAGAAAAUCGAUCCUAUCAUGGCCGACAGGUGGCAUCCAAAUGAUAGGCGGAAGAUUCAGCGAAGUCUCGAAAUCUACAUGCAGACUGGGCAGAGAGCUUCGGACAUUUACGCUGAACAGCGAUCCGAGCAGGCUAUGGAACGAUCGGAGAUGCGGUUUCCCACUUUGCUGUACUGGGUGCAUGCUGAACAGCAGAUUCUUCGAACUCGCCUCGAUGCACGAGUCGACAAAAUGCUGGCCCAGGGUCUCCUUGAUGAAGUGGAGACCCUCGAUACUGUCGCCAAGGGAGAGAGGGUCAAAGGCAUGUCUAUCGACAAAACCAAGGGCAUAUGGGUCAGCAUCGGCUACAAGGAAUUCAUCGACUACGUGCACGCACGACGCAACGCAGAAGCGGAUGCGCAUGAUUUGCUCAAGCUACAUGCCGCGUGUCUUGAGCAAACGAAAGCAGCUACGCGGCAGUACUCGAAACGUCAAGUUCGAUGGAUCAGGAUCAAAUUGGUGAACGCGCUUGCGGAUGUUCACGCGAUCGAGAAUCUGUAUCUCCUAGAUGGCUCAGACGUGAGCAGGUUUGAAGACACUGUGGUCCAGCCGGCCUUGGGUCUCACAGGUCAAUUUUUGCGCGCCGAGGACAUGCCUGCGCCUGCCUUGCUGUCUGCUGUUGCUGCCGAACAGCUUCAGCCGAAACGCGACGAUCUGGCAUCGAAGCCUGAGGAAUGGGCAAAGCAUCGCUCUUCUUAUGCCGCCAAUAUGCUCCAUUGCCCAUGGAUGCCCGCCGGAAAGAGCAAGAACGCAUGAACACCAUUCUCAGCUCUGUCUAGCUAGCUAGCUAGCUCAAUGGAUGCAUUCAAUAAAACAAAGGCUUCUAGACCUCACGACGUGAUUACAAUGGAUGAGAAAUCGAGUGAGAAAUUGCAGGAAAAAAUACAGACUUCUAAAACCAUAAGGUAUCAAGAAGUGCCUGUACUUGUUGGUGGAGUUCACUCUAUCUUCGCAUUUGUGCAAGAGUUUCUUUUUGGUCAAAAAAUAGCGAGAUGUGGGUGAAUUUUCUUUUGGAAAUAACCAUCAGUUUCGAAUUUUAGUAUAGUUGAUGCACUCAUGCUCUUUUAUGUACAAAGUGUCGAUUUGACUCCUUCCCAUGCUCUCUCGUGUCCCUUCAUUUCUUUUUCCAAAGAGGAACGUCUGGGUAUCUCAUAUGCAAAACUUCGGCAAUGGUCGAAAUAUGUAAAAUCACUCGCUCGCUCGCUCCGCGGUCAUCAGCCUCAUCACUUCGCCGAAGCAUCUUUCGCAUCUUUUGCUUCUCGCUGUCUCUUCAUCCUCUCUUCUGCUGCUCGUGCGAUGAUCUCUCUUCUGCUGAGAGGCUCGGCAGAAGGGCCCGCAGUACUGCUCGAAGCCGAUGCCCCGAGAACAUACUCGCCACCUUCCCAGCCACCAUGAUCUGCUUCUUCGUCUUCACCGUCAUCUUCGGGGUUAAAGAACUCUUCGCCACCGAUUGAAUGUCCACCGCGUCGCCAAUCGUUCUUUUCGACUUCGGCUUCGAUUUCACGACAGAGCUUCCAAAAGCGUUGAUCGUGGUCGCCCCAGACAUUGUGUGUCAGUUCGUGGCAGAGUGUCUUUCGAAUGACCUUGUAGUCGCGAUAGCCAUCGUAGGCAUCCGUUCGCAGUCGUAAUUCGAUAACCUCGCCACGAUUGCGAUUGAGACCGAGGGUUCGCGAUUCAUGAGUGGUGUGUUCAGCAGGAUUCAUCUCCGUCAAUAGUCCGACCGAGAAGCCGUGAUUGCGCAUAGCUGCCUUUAUGCCAGCAUCGUCUGCCAAUCGCUCCAGAAACCGCUGACUCUUCUCAGGAUUCGGAAGGUAGUCAAGAGGCUUGAUCAUGUGAAAAGUAUAUCGCGCAUCAUCCUGGACCUUCUUCCAAUCACGACUCCUGUUGGCCUUGACUUUGCGAGCGGCUUGUAGUGCUGCUUUUCUUCGGCCCAUCCUCGCCUUGCGCUCUGCGAUAUCGCUUUCCAGCUCUUGCACCUCUGCCGUAGUCGCGCCCAUCAGCACGAUCUUCUUGUUCUUGAUGGAAGAAAUGAGGAGACCGGGAUCCUUGAAAGGCGGCUUGAGCAGUCCUGUCUUGGGUGUGAUGAGGAGCUUCUGAUGAGCUGGUGGUAUGCUUAGGUCUUCGGCAAUCUGGUCUGAAAGAUCUUGUAUUGUCGCAUCGUCGGCAUAGACGGGGAUAGAGGCCGGCUUGCCAUGUAGCUGUACGGUGAGGCUGUAUAGCGGCUCAGGUGUCACCUCGUCCUCGAUCUCCGAAGCAUUCUGACAUUCGCUCAAAUGCGACGCACUCGCACUCGUCGACGAAGACGCUGUAUCGUCCACAUCCUUUUGCGACUCUGUGGGAAAAGUGCAGGGCCGGAUGUCGUCGCUCGACAUGGUCCUUAAACACUUUCUGGCCUCCGGGCAGCGCAUGCGUUUGUGUUUGGGUGGUGUAGUGAAUGUUGACGUCGUUGAUAGACGGGGGCAAGUCGAUCGAGCGAUGUGGCGAAUGGUAAGAAGAGGCUUUAUACCUGUCUGUUAGACUACUAGAAGAUACAUAUGUAUGUGCAUGGCGAAUUCGCAAAGAAUAGCUUUGAUAAUAAUGACAAUUGCCG